This is a messenger RNA of Clarias gariepinus (North African catfish), 3354 nucleotides long. RefSeq names its product mitogen-activated protein kinase kinase 2a (gene map2k2a). The coding region runs from base 559 to 1758 and encodes 399 amino acids. The record is from RefSeq and is a predicted model, not a curated record. Gene Ontology annotation, molecular function: ATP binding; protein kinase activity. The transcript has 11 exons. Lineage: Eukaryota; Metazoa; Chordata; Actinopteri; Siluriformes; Clariidae. Gene Ontology annotation, biological process: protein phosphorylation.
GCUUCCUCCUGGUUGGAGAGCUGCUUCCUGUACCGGAUUUUUUUAACACCCCCUGCAAAAUUUCUCAAAGUCUUUUCACGGAAUUUUGAGCACAAGUCACGCAUCGACAGGACAGCCCCUGGGAUGAUUUGUUGCUGCAAUCCCUCAGUGAAAAGCGGCAUCGGCUGUGCUAGGACGGAGGCCUAAAAGCUGUCAUCUGUCUGAAGGCGCUUCGUACAGGAGCCACAGGGCCGUGCCGAGUCAGGCUCCAGUCUCUGCCGGGAGAGCUCCGACAGUCAUGACUUCGUCUCAAACCGUGUUCCAGCUCACAGACUAGACCAUUUGGCUGUGAACGGGAUUUUUUCUGAGCGACCAAUGCUUACCUGUCUGUGCUGCAGCAACUUCUCUUGCCCUCUUGUCAUCUGCCUGUUUGCCGACUGUGACAGAACUCCGUGAGGCAUGACGGACUCGAACAACUAAACCUUCUCAACAGCAAGUCCAUUCUAUAGUGUAGAGAAAUUACAGUGGCGGUAACUCGUUGUCGUUGCAUAUCUUGAUUAUAUAAUUUAGUACUCAGUCAUGGCCCCGAAGAAACCGCGACCAGUCCCGCUGAACCUGCCGUCUACAGGAGAGGGACAGCCGUCCAUCAACGCUGAUGCUGCCUCAGAAGCUAAUCUGGAGGCCUUGCAGAAGAAGCUAGGGGAGCUGGACCUAGAUGAGCAGCAGCGGAAGCGUCUUGAAGCCUUCCUCACCCAGAAAGCUCAAGUGGGAGAGCUGAAAGAUGACGACUUUGAGCCCAUCUGUGAGCUGGGUGCCGGGAAUGGUGGAGUGGUCCAUAAAGUGCGCCACAAGCCCUCCAGGCUGGUCAUGGCCCGAAAGCUUAUUCAUUUGGAAAUCAAACCAGCAAUCAGGAACCAGAUUAUUCGGGAGCUGCAGGUGCUGCAUGAGUGUAACUCACCCUACAUAGUGGGCUUCUAUGGUGCUUUCUAUAGUGAUGGGGAGAUCAGUAUCUGUAUGGAGCAUAUGGAUGGAGGCUCACUGGAUCAGGUGCUAAAAGAAGCUAGAAGAAUUCCAGAGGAAAUUCUGGGUAAAGUUAGUAUUGCAGUACUUAGAGGACUUGCUUAUCUACGGGAGAAGCACCAAAUUAUGCACCGAGACGUGAAGCCCUCCAACAUCCUGGUGAACUCGCGCGGUGAAAUCAAGCUGUGCGACUUUGGCGUGAGCGGCCAGCUCAUCGACUCCAUGGCCAAUUCCUUUGUGGGAACACGCUCAUACAUGUCGCCGGAGAGGCUCCAGGGCACUCACUAUUCGGUGCAGUCGGAUGUGUGGAGCAUGGGCCUGUCACUAGUAGAGUUGGCCAUCGGCCGCUACCCCAUCCCACCACCUGACGCAAAGGAAUUGGAAGCCAUCUUUGGGCGACCCGUGCUGGAUGGGGCAGGGAUGGAGGGACACAGCAUGUCUCCAAAACCCAGACCUACAGGUCGCCCCAUUAGUGGACAUGGAAUGGACAGCAGGCCGGCCAUGGCUAUAUUUGAGCUACUGGACUACAUUGUCAAUGAGCCCCCACCUAAGCUACCACAUGGUGUAUUUACCUCAGACUUCCAGGACUUUGUGACAAAAUGCCUCAUCAAGAACCCUGCUGACAGAGCUGACCUGAAGAUGUUGAUGGGCCACACAUUUAUCAAGCGUGCAGAAGUGGAUGAGGUGGACUUUGCUGGCUGGUUGUGCCGAACCAUGGGUCUGAAUCAGCCGAGCACUCCCACUCGCACCUCUGAAUAACCUCCACCCCAGCCCUGCACACCAUCCCCAUCACCCUCUGCACUUUCCGCAUCACCCCUCUGUUAUUUUUCCCUGCUUGUUAGGCCUGAUCAGGCCAACUCACUCCCCCUUUGUUCCUCCUCACUUACUUAUUUGUUGCCACAGGGCUUUCUGCAGGUACUGAUUUAUAAGACAUUGUGUUUCUCAUUGGUACAACUGUCCAUUCAAUUGAACCAUAAGUUCGAACAUGUCUUGCAUUGCAUUAACAGCAUAUUUAAGAUCUCGAACCCGUUAUUCUGGAAUGUUUCAGGUAUGGCGUUACAGCACUGGUUGUAUAAAAUAUAAUACAUAUUUUUACUUUGAUUUUUCAGGUGUCAUAUUUUGCACUCUGGUUUAAAUGCUAAAGAGUAGUUGUGUAAUAGUGUCACUGCAAAAGAACAGCAGUUUAGUCAGGUGUUUAGUUUCCGAUGAUACAUUUCUAUUCUGCUACAUCUUGUGUUGAACAGUUUUAAACCAAAGAAAGCCACGGCAGAUCACAUGGAGGAUGACUUUCUGGUAGUCUAUGAGCUGGGUAUGUCUAUAAAGAUGAAUGAGUUCAUGGAACUGCUUCUCCUACAAUACAUGCAUCUAUGUAGGUAUACAGUUCACAGAAACUCUGAGGCAUUGCGAGACCAGGUAACAUAUCAGUCAUUGGUAUCAAUUUGGAGAUUUAAACAGAUUUCGGCAUUUUGUCUUUAAGUCGUUAAUUUCAAAGAAAAUAAAGUACAAUAUGGUUUUAAUAUUCCAAAUUAAGAAAUUCUACCCAUCUGUAUUUUCUCACAGAAAGAAACUUGUCUUUCUAUCUGCCGUAAGACAUGUAAUGCAUUUUCUGUCAAACUCUGUUUUUGUAUGAUACAGAAGGCAUUUUAAGACACUGAAAUAAUAAUUUUCAUGGCCCUAUCUGAUGCCGAGGUUUGUCAUCUGAAAAUUUUGUUCAAUGCUGUAACUUUUUUCACCAUUGGGUAUUUUGGGGAAAAAAUUUUUUUUUAAGUGUUGAUGUUGUGUUUUUUGCUUUUUUGCCAACUACACAUAAAGACUAAGAUUUUUUUUUUGUUCUAUAGAUAAAUCCGGAUUGCACUCCACAUUAGAGCUGACAAUCUGCAGACCUUUGCGUUGGAAUGCACAAUGACUGAACAACAGCAAGCUCUGUUUAAAAUGAGUUAAUAAAGAAUUUCCAUAGUACAUAACUCACAAAGUUGUGAUGCAUGUGAGGUACUAUGCAAGCAAUUAGAAAUUAUUAUAAAUGCAUGGAGUUAUUAGGUUGUAAGGUAGGCCAAUUGUCUGCUGUGAUGCUUGGCUGUUUGUCUUUACCUUCGUCUUCAACGUUCAGUUGAAUUCAAAACAAAAUGAGGCAUAGUGGAGGCAUAGAACAAGCAUCACAUUCAUUUGAAAAGGACUAUAAAAAAUAAAAAGUCCUUACUGAUUCAGUCUUAAAAAAUAACCUCCUUUGGUUGUUUUUUUUCUUCUUCUCUCUUUCAGUUUUUUAAUUGGCGUGGGGAAAAAUGGAAAGAGUCAUUUUAUUAUCAUAUUAAAAUUGUUGAAUACAAUUAUAAGACAUAAAUAAAAUCUUAUUUGCGA